Messenger RNA from Engraulis encrasicolus (European anchovy), 9670 nucleotides. RefSeq names its product teneurin transmembrane protein 2b (gene tenm2b). Gene Ontology annotation, cellular component: membrane; neuron projection. Gene Ontology annotation, biological process: neuron development; signal transduction; heterophilic cell-cell adhesion. The record is from RefSeq and is a predicted model, not a curated record. Gene Ontology annotation, molecular function: cell adhesion molecule binding; protein homodimerization activity; protein heterodimerization activity. Bases 1 to 8388 code for a protein of 2795 amino acids. The transcript is spliced from 33 exons. NCBI's taxonomy places the organism in Eukaryota, Metazoa, Chordata, Actinopteri, Clupeiformes, Engraulidae.
AUGGAUACUAAGGACAGACGGCAGCAGCAGCAGCAACAGCGCUCGCUCUCACGAGGCAGCUUCCGGCGGGAGCGGCACUAUGCCACGUCCGGCCCGGAUGCGGACGAGUGCUGCCUGGGCUCGCCAAAGGCGUACGGCGGCGGCGAGACGUUGAAGGCCUACGAGCAGGAGACGCGGCUGAGAUACGGCGGGUGCGUGGCUGAGCUCGUGCGUCACGAGAGGGAGGAGUAUGUGCGACAGGGUGACAACUUCACCUUGGCUGAUUUGGGCUUGUGCGACCCGCCGUCCCAGUCCAGAACAUUCCACUCGGACCUGACCCAGGUGCAGCAUGGGCACGGCUAUGCCUGCGGCCUCGGCGCCGCCUCCGACAACGAGUCAGACCCGGACGAGGCCAUGACACCAGAGCGGGCCGUGCGGCUGUGGAGCGGAGGCGGCCUGAAGUCACGCUGCAGCUCGGGCCUCUCUAGCCGUGAGAACUCUGCCCUCACCCUCACCGACUCCGACCGCGAGCACAACAAGUCUGACGACGAGUCCGGCCGCCCCCUCCCUCCCACACCUGCCUCCAACCUGCUCCCCCCAGCUCCACCUCCUCCGGGCGGCUCCCCCCACCCCUCCACGUGCCAGGUGCCCCUCCUGGACGGAGGCUCCGCUCACCACCACGGCAUGCUGGACCACCCGGCCGACGACGAGUUCUCCCCAAACUCCUACCUGCUGCAGGCCUGCGCCGCCUCAUCCUCCUCCUCCUCCUCACACCCCCCCGCAGCGGGUCCAUCCAGCCACCACGGCCAGUCCACCACACUGCGCCCGCCCCUGCCGCCCCCCCACAGCAGCCACCACCAGUCCUCUGCCAGCACCCUGAACCGCGGCAGCACGCACCCCAACCGCCGCGCAGCGGGGGCCCAUGCUCACCAGCACCAGCACCAGGGGGCCGGGGGUGGAGCCGGGGACGGGCCCUCCACGCCCGAGUCCGUACAGCUCCAGGACAGCUGGGCACUCAACAGCAACGUGCCGCUAGAGACGCGGCACUUCUUGUUCAAGACUCCAUCGGGCACCACCCCGCUGUUCAGCAGCUCGUCCCCGGGCUACCCCCUGACGUCGGGCACGGUCUACUCGCCGCCACCCCGGCUGCUGCCCCGCAACACCUUCUCCCGGAGCUCCUUCAAGCUCAAGAAGCCCUCCAAGUACUGCAGCUGGAAGUGCGCCGCCGUCUCGGCCAUCGCAGCCGCCAUACUGCUGGCCGGCCUACUGUCCUACUUCAUAGCCCUGAACCUGCUGGGCCUGAACUGGCAGCUGAAGCGCUCAGAUGGACACCUGGUCAGCACCCGCAUCAGCACCACCAUCACCGGCCUCACCGGAGACGUGGCCACAGCGCCCUCCGGAGCCAGAGGUCCAUGGAUGUUCAGGAACAGCAGCAUCACCAUGGGGGAGUUGGAGGUGGGCCGGCGGGUGAACCAGGAGGUUCCCCCGGGGGUCUUCUGGAGGUCCCUGCUCCACCUGCGCCAGCCCCUCUUCCUCAAGUUCAACAUCUCGCUGGGCAAGGAUGCCCUGUUUGGGGUCUACAUCCGUAAAGGCCUGCCCCCCUCUCAUGCCCAGUACGACUACAUGGAGCGCCUGGACGGCAAGGAGAAGUGGAGCGUGGUGGAGUCCCCCCGCGAGCGCCGCAGCAUCCAGACGGUGGUCCUGAACGAGGCCGUGUUCGUGCGCUACCUGGACCCCGGCACCUGGCACCUGGCCUUCUACAACGACGGCAAGGAGAAGGAGGCCGUGUCUUUCAGCACCGUGGCACUAGACUCUGUGCAGGAGUGUCCUCAGAAGUGCCACGGUAAUGGUGAAUGUAUAUCGGGAGUUUGCCACUGCUUCCCUGGGUUCCACGGCACUGACUGCUCUAAAGCGGCGUGCCCCGUGCUGUGUAGCGGUAAUGGCCAGUACAACAAGGGCACGUGUAUCUGCUACAACAACUGGAAGGGGCCGGAGUGUGACGUUCCCGUGGGCCAGUGCCUGGACCCCGACUGCAGCGGACACGGCACGUGUACCGACGGAGCCUGCAUCUGCUCUGCUGGAUACCGAGGGGACAGCUGCAGAGAAGUGGACUGCGUGGAUCCCAAGUGCUCGGGCCAUGGCACCUGUUUGAACGGGCAGUGCCACUGCAAGGUGGGCUGGGGCGGAGUGCUGUGCGACGCGCCCAGGGCCCAGUGCCCGGAUCAGUGCCACGGCCAUGGCACCUACCUGCCCGACAGCGGCAUCUGCAGCUGCGACCCCAACUGGAUGGGCCCGGACUGCUCUACAGAGGUGUGUUCGGCAGACUGCGGUACCCACGGCGUGUGUGUGGGCGGCGUGUGCCACUGUGAGGAGGGCUGGACGGGGGUGAGCUGUGACCAGCGCGUCUGCAGCCCCCAGUGCGUGCGGCACGGCACCUGCCGCGAUGGGAAGUGCCAGUGUCAGCAGGGCUGGAACGGAGAGCACUGCUCCAUCGACGGGUGCCCGGGCCUGUGCAACAGUAACGGCCAGUGCACGCUGGUGCAGAACAGCUGGCGCUGCGAGUGCCACACCGGCUGGAGGGGACCCGGCUGCAGCGUUGCCAUGGAGAUCUCCUGCUCCGACAACAAGGACAACGAGGGAGAUGGCCUGACAGACUGCAUGGACCCCGACUGCUGUUCCCACAGCGUGUGUGCCUCCAACCCCCUGUGCCGCGGGGCCCCAGACCCCCUCCUGGUGCUCCAGCAGGCGGGGCCUUCUCCCCAGCCGGGCCCAGGUCCCCAGAGGCUGCCAAGCUCCUUCUACCAGCGCGUCAGGAUGCUGGUGGGCAAGGACGCCACGCACACCUUGCCGGGAGCCAACCCAUUCAACGCCAGCCUGGCGUCCUUGAUACGUGGGCAGGUGCUGACCACAGAUGGGACUCCUCUCGUGGGUGUGAACGUGACAUUUGUCAAGUAUCCGCAGUAUGGCUACACCAUGACGCGACAGGACGGCAUGUUUGACCUGGUGGCUAACGGUGGCGGCGCGGUUACCUUGCGUUUCGACCGCGCCCCCUUCCUGAGCCAGGAGCGCACCGUCUGGUUGCCGUGGAACCGCUUCUUCGCCAUGGACACGCUGGUGCUGAAGACGGAGGAGAACACCUUCCCCAGCUGCGACCUGAGCGGCUUCGUGCGGCCCGACCCCGUGGUGGUGGCAUCCCCACUCUCAGCCUUCUUCAGCUCCGACCCGGCCGAGAGGCACAUCAUCCCCGAAACACAGGUCCUCCAUGAGCAGGUGGAGAUCCCCGGCACGCGUCUGCAGCUGCGCUACCUGAGCUCCAGGGCGGCGGGCUACCGCUCCCUACUCAAGGUGACCAUGACCCAGGCCCUGGUGCCCCUCAGCCUCUCCAAGGUGCACCUGAUGGUGGCCGUGGAGGGCCACCUCUUCCAGAAGUGGUUCCACGCCUCGGCCAACCUGGCCUACACCUACGUCUGGGACAAGAGCGACGCCUACGGACAAAGGGUGUACGGCCUGGCCGAUUGCGUCGUGUCAGUGGGUUUCGAGUAUGAGACGUGUCCUAGCCAGGUGCUGUGGGAGAAGAGGACGGCCGUGCUGCAGGGCUACGAGCUGGUGCCCGCCAACCUGGGCGGCUGGUCCAUCGACAAACACCACGUCCUCAAUGUGGCCAGCGGCAUCCUGCAUAAGGGCAGUGGUGAGAACGUCUUCAUCUCCCAGCAGCAGCCCCCGGUGAUGGCCACGGUGAUGGGUAACGGGCGGCGGCGGAGCCUGGCGUGCCCCAGCUGCAGUGGGGUGGCGGAGGGCAGCAAGCUGCUGGCCCCCGUGGCUCUGGCCUGCGACGCCGACGGAAACCUCUACGUGGGAGACAUGAACUUCGUACGCCGCAUCUACCCCUCGCUCAAUACGUCCGCCGUGCUGGAGCUCAGAAACAAGGACUUAAGGCACGGCAACAGCCCGACCCACAAGUACUACCUGGCGUCGGACCCGGUCAGCAAGGCGCUGUACGUGUCGGACACCAACUCGCGGCAGAUCCUGCGGGUGCAGUCCACCAGUGGUGUGCGGGCGCCGCUGGAGAAUGCCCAGGUGGUGGCGGGCACAGGGGAGCAGUGUGUGCCCUUCGACGAGGCCCGCUGUGGGGACGGCGGCAAAGCUGUGGAGGCCACCCUCAUGAGCCCCCGAGGCAUUGCGGUGGACAAGAAGGGCCUGAUGUACUUUGUGGACGCCACCAUGAUCCGCAAGGUGGACCAGAACGGCAUCAUCUCCACCCUGAUCAAGGCCAACGACCUCACGGCCGUCAGGCCCCUCAGCUGCGACGCCAGCAUGGACAUCAGUCAGGUGCGUCUGGAGUGGCCCACAGACCUGGCGGUGAACCCCAUGGACAACUCCCUGUAUGUGCUGGAGAACAACAUUAUCCUGCGCAUCACUGAGAACCACCAGGUGAGCAUCAUGGCGGGGCGGCCCAUGCACUGCCAGGUCCCGGGCAUCGACUACUCCCUGAGCAAGCUGGCCAUCCACGCCGCGCUGGAGAGUGCCACAGCCAUCGCCCUGUCCCACGACGGCGUGCUCUACAUCGCCGAGACAGAUGAGAAGCGCAUCAACCGCGUGCGGCAGGUGAGCGCUAGCGGCGAGAUCUCACUGCUAGCCGGCGCGCCCUCCGAGUGCGACUGCAAGAACGACGUCAACUGCAACUGUUUCGCCGGUGACGACGGGUUCGCGGCGGACGCGGGGUUAAACGCGCCCACCUCUCUGGCCACCUCGCCUGACGGCACUCUCUUCAUCGCCGACCUCAACAACAUCCGCGUGCGCGCCGUGCGCCGCAACCGGCCACCGCUCAACGCCGCGGGCCAGUUCGAGGUGGGCUCUCCGCACGAGCAGGAGCUGUUUGUGUUCGACAGGGACGGCUCGCACCGGCAGACCGUCAGCCUGGUGACCGGCCAGGUGCUGUUCAACUUCAGCUACGCACCCGACGGGGAGCUGGCCGCCGUCACGGACAGCGCCAACAACACGCUGCGGAUCCGCAGGGACGUAGCCGGGGCACUCAGGCUGGUGUUGCUGCCAGAGAACCAGGUGGUGAGCCUGGGCCUGGACCCCGCCGGGGGCCUGCGUUCCAUCUCGGCCCUCAACCAGGAGGUGGCGCUGCUGAGUUACGCCGCCAACACGGGACUGCUGACCUCCAAGGUGGACGAGACCGGCUGGACCAACUUCUACGAAUAUGACGGCGAGGGCUGGCUGACCAAUGUCACGUACCCCACGGGGAUGGUGACGAGCCUGCACCGCGAGAUGGAGCAAUCCAUCAACAUCGACAUCGAGAGCUCCAACAGGGACGACGACGUCACUGUCAUCACCAAUUUGUCAUCGGUGGAGGCCUCGUACACCGUGGUGCAAGACCAAGUGCGCCACACCUUCCAGCUGUGCUACAACGGCACCCUGCGCGUGUCCUACGCCAACGGGAUGGGCAUGAGCUUCCUGACGGAGCCGCACGUCCUGGCGGGCGCGGUGAGCCCCAGCAUCUGGCGCCGCAACAUCUCGCUGCCCACCGACAGCGGCCUCAACUCCAUCGAGUGGCGCAUGCGGCGCGAGCCCACCAAGGGUCGCGUCACCAUCUUCGGACGCAAGCUGCGGGCCCACAAUCGCAACCUGAUCUCCAUCGACUUCGAUCGCAACACGCGCACGGAGAAGGUGUACGACGACCACCGCAAGUUCACGCUCCGCAUCAUCUACGACACGCACGGCCGACCGGCCACCUGGCUCCCCGGCAGCAGCCUGGCACUGGUGAACGUCACCUACGCCCCUAGUGGCCGGCUGCUGGGACUACAGCGUGGCUCCAUGAGUGAGAAGAGGGACUACGACACCUUCGGACGCAUCCUCUCACGCAACUUCGUCGACGGCAAGGUCUGGAGCUUCAGCUACCUGGACAAGUCGAUGGUCCUCCUCCUCCAGCAGAGCCAGAAGCAGUACGUGUUUGAGUUCGACAAGUCGGGCCGCAUCACCUCGGUCACCAUGCCCAGCAUGGCCAAGCACACCAUGUCCACGCACGUGUCGGUGGGCUACAUCCGCAACACGUACAGCCCGCCCGAGAGCAAUGCCUCCGUCAUCCACGACUUCAGCGAGGACGGCCGGCCCUGCGCCACCUUCUACCUGGGCACGGGCCGCCGCGUCCUCUACCGGUACGGCAAGCUGGGCAAGCUGUCCGAGGUGCUCUACGACAGCACAUCCGUCACGUUCGGCUACGACGACACCAGCGGCGUGCUCAAGAUGGUGAAUCUACAGAGCGGAGGGUUCUCGUGCACGAUACGCUAUCGCAAACUGGGCCCCCUGGUGGACAAGCAGAUGUACCGCUUCUCGGAGGAAGGCAUGGUGAAUGCGCGCUUCGACUAUACCUACCACGACAACAGUUUCCGAGUAGCCAGCAUCAAACCUGUGAUCGGUGAAACACCUCUCCCAGUCGACUUGUACCGUUACGAUGAGAUCUCUGGGAAAGUCGAGCACUUUGGCAAGUUCGGCAUCAUCUACUACGACAUCAACCAGAUCAUCACCACGGCCGUCAUGACGCUCAGCAAGCACUUCGACGCGCAUGGCCGCAUCAAGGAAGUCCAGUACGAGAUCUUCCGUUCGCUCAUGUACUGGAUGACGGUGCAGUACGACAGCAUGGGCCGGGUCAUCAAGCGUGAACUGAAAAUUGGCGCCUACGCCAACACCACACAGUACCGCUACGAGUACGACGGAGAUGGCCAGCUGGUGGCAGUCAAAGUUGGCGACUGGUUCACCUGGCGCUACAGCUAUGACCUGAACGGCAACCUGCACCUCCUGAAUCCAGGAAACAGCUUCCGCCUGCUACCGCUACGCUACGACCUCCGCGACCGGCUAACCCGUCUCGGCGACAUGCAGUACCGCUUGGACGAGGACGGCGUGCUGUGCCAGCGCGGCACGGACGUCUUCGAGUACAACUCCAACGGGCUCCUGGAACGCGCCUACCGACGGCUAGCCGAGGGCUGGAGCGUGCGCUACCGCUACGACGGGCUCGGUCGACGCGUUUCCAGGAAAACCGACACGGGCCAGCACCAGCAGUACUUCUACGCCGACCUGAACUACCCGGCGCGCGUCACGCACAUCUACAACCACACGGGCGGAGAGAUCACCACGUUCUACUACGAUCUGCAGGGCCACCUCUUUGCCAUGGAGGUGAGCAGUGGGGAGGAAUACUACAUCGCAUCAGACAACACCGGCACACCGCUCGCCGUCUUCAGCAGCAACGGCCAGAUGGUGAAGCAGCUGCAGUACACGGCCUACGGGGAGGUGUACUUCGACUCCAACCCAGACUUCCAUCUGGCCAUAGGCUUCCACGGCGGCCUCUACGACCCGCUCACCAAGCUGGUGCACUUCGCGCAGAGGGACUUUGACACGAUGGCGGGACGCUGGACUGCGCCGGACCACGCGCUCUGGCCCAAGAUCGGGAAGGAGCCGGCGCCUUUCAACCUCUACGCCUUCAAGAACAACAACCCCCUCAGCGAUAUGAUUGACGUCAAGAACUAUGUCACAGAUGUGAAGAGCUGGCUGGUGAUGUUUGGCUUCCAGCUCAGCAACAUCAUCCCAGGCUUCCCCCGACACACCAUGUACUUUGUGGACCCUCCCUACGAGCUCCUAGCCAGCCAGGACAGCGACCACUCACGGCUCACCACCGGGGUCCAGCACGCGGCCGAGAGACACAACGAGGCCUUCAUGGCCCUGGAGGGCCGCGUCCUCAACAAGGAGAGGCGGGCACGGCGGGACAAGCCCGGCUACUGGUUCGGGACGCGGGCGCCCAUCGUGGGCCGCGGCAUGAUGCUGGCGGUGCGUGACGGCCACGUGCUGAGCGGUGUGUCGGGAGGCGUGGCUAGCGAGGACGGCCGCAAGAUUGCGCAGGUGCUCAACAACGCUGUGUACCUGCAGGGGGCGCACUACACCAUCGAGGGCCGCGACUGCCACUUCUUCGUCAAGCUGGGGCUGGCGGACGCGGACCUGGCGUCGCUGGGGCUGAGCAGCAGCGGGCGCAGGGCGCUGGAGGGCGGCGUCAACGUCACGGUGAGCGGGCGCUCGCGGCGCGGCGUUACCGUGGAGAUCCACACCACGGCGCUAUCGUUUAGCGUCCGCUACGGGCUGACGGCAGACGUGCUGGAUAAGGAGCGCGCGAGGCUGUUGGAGCAGGCCCACCAGAGGGCGCUAGCGGGGGCCUGGGCACGGGAGCUGAGGCAGGUACAGGAGGGCAGGAGAGGGGAGCGCACCUGGACCGAGGCAGAGAAGCAGCAGCUGCUGGCGGUGGGGAAGGUGCCCGGGUACGACGGCUACUACGUCUUACCCGUGGAGCAGUACCCGCAGCUGGCAGACAGCAGUACCAACAUCCAGUUCCUCAAGCAGACCGAGAUGGGAAAGAGGUAACACAGCGGAGGUGGCUACGGAGCUUUCGCGCUCUCUCUCUCUUGCUCGGUGGUCCUUUGCCAAGGACAGCUUUGGAUGGAGCAACUUGGACAACUCGAGCUCAAUAUUGCAGCAGCUGUGACAGAGACUUGAAAUUGUAGGGAUUUUUUUCAGUGAAUUUCAGUAAAAAAUACUGGCAGAACAUUGUUUAAAAUUAGGCCAGUUUUGACCAUACAUUUCCAAACGCACCCCACAAAAAGUGAAAGACAAAAACGGCUUAAAAAAAACUUGUAAUAAUUCCACUCAUCGAUGGGAUAUGGGGUGCGUGCGUGUGACCAAACGGGGCAUAGAGUGCAGUGUUGAUAUUUAUGCCUCUGCCAUCUUACAAACAUUAUUCCUCUGGACUUUGAGGAGUUAAUACUUUUAAAAAAAGACAACUGUUGGUGUGCCCCAAAGGAUAGUGACUCCUUUUUAUGAUUACCAUUAUGAUAUCCUUUUUAGGAUCUCACCUUUAAAGGGACCUCAACCUGAAAGCGGAGAUUUCAAUUCAUACACAGAAGCAGAGGGACCAGACAUGGUUUUCACGGAGUCGUCAUGUGUGUGUGUGUGUGUGUGUGCAUCUGUGUGUGCUGACUUCAAAGAUGACUUCAAAGAUGACAGAACUUGUAUAUGAGGCUGGAACACUGCAGAGCUCCCCACUAUGUAUUUGCACUACUUGACAAUCAUGAGGAGGUCGCAAACAUUCAUGAGAGAUGACUGUGAAUUAUGGCACCCUGUAAGGGCCAAAUGUUUUUUUUAUGUAAAAUAUGUAAAAAGAGUGAGUUUUUUUUCUAAACAGGAGAAGGAGACGCUGGUUCAAAGAGGAGAAAAAAAAGUGGGGGAAAAAAAUCAAGUCUGUGUUGUCGCCAUUGUUUAUACUUCAGAUGAAGUCUUUUGAAACUGUGAAACACAUAUGGAGUGGACUGUGGACAUGUAAAACACUAACAUUGUUUAGCACUGUAGAAGCAUCAUGCAGAUCUCAGACCUGUACAAUUUCUGCAAGAAGAAAGUGGCUUUUUUCGUGGUGUGUUGUGACGAGUCAUAGAAAGAGCUACUGCUUAGUCAUUUCCAUGUUGUAAGCCCCGCCGGGAAGACAUUAAUUUAAUAAUUUAAAAAAUAUCUCAGAGCAUCGUUUUAAUAAUCAUUUUCACGAUUUCAAGUCUUUAAUCGUUUCUGCCCCCAAAAACAUUCUCUGUUGGUGUUUUUUGGAACUGGAGCAGGCACACACUUCAGGACUGGGGAUGGCCCGACGCUUUUCUCUAAA